This is a messenger RNA of Drosophila miranda, 2384 nucleotides long. RefSeq names its product hornerin. The record is from RefSeq and is a predicted model, not a curated record. Gene Ontology annotation, cellular component: nucleolus; nucleoplasm. NCBI's taxonomy places the organism in Eukaryota, Metazoa, Arthropoda, Insecta, Diptera, Drosophilidae. The transcript has a single exon. The coding region runs from base 165 to 2231 and encodes 688 amino acids.
CGGCCGGCGAGCGUUCUUUACCAGUUCGAAGCUUGCGACGACAGCGAAAACAAAGCGAAGCCACAACCACAGUAUACUCGUUUUAGAAGCAGCUACUAUACUAUACAUCUAUACCCUAAAAAGCAUCUGAAAUUACUUGUGAUUGGUGAGAGGUAGACAGCAACAUGAGUGAAACAGGGAAAUUGCAGGAGCAGCAGGGCCAACAGGGUCAGCAGCCGUCCGUGGAGCUGCUCGAGUGCGACAUCGAUUUCGACGAGGAGCUGCCGCAGUCCUCGCUGCAGGCCCAGGGCUCCGACCAGUCCAAGGCCAACAAUCCUCGCUCGGAGAAGCUCUUCAGCCAGGCGAUCAAGAAGGUAACGAAGGUGCAGCGCAUGCUGGAGCAGGCCAUGGCUCUGCUGGCCGAGGAGGAGGCCGCCGAGGGCACCAAGUCUCAGCCGAAGAAGUCCAAGAAGCAGCACAAGAAGGACAAGAAGAAGGACAAGAAGAAGGCCAAGAAGCAGGAGAAGAAGCUCAGGAAGUGCGCAGGAGCUGUCGGCGAGCAGCCGGACGUGGAGCUCGUCGACGGGGAGGAGGUGCCCACCACCAGCCGCCAGCGCUCCGACAGCGUCAGCUCGUCGAGCUCCAGCUCCAGCUCGAGCAGCUCCUCGAGCAGCUCCAGCUCCAGUUCUAGCUCGAGCUCCAGCUCGCACUACUAUGCGUAUGGCUGGGGUCGCAAGCACUGGGGUGGCGGAUGGCCCUACGGCCCUCACGGCGGCCCUCAUCAUCAUGGCCACCAUGGACGCGAUCGUUCUCGAUCUCGCAGUCGCUCUCAUGGACGUCAUGGCCAUGGUCAUGGACACGGUCAUGGAGGCCAUCGCCAUCACGGGCACGGACACGGCCACGGCCACGGAAAUGGCCACGGACACGGACAUCGUCGUCAUGGACAUGGUGUCCAUCAUUUCGGACCCCAUCAUUUCGGUCACCACCAUUUCGGACCUCAGAGUUUUGUCUCCCAUGGGUUUGGCCCACGCGAGUGGGCCGCUGCCUGUCCGGCCGGAUUCGAUCGUCGUGCCGCUUGGCUGGCACCUUGGCCCGAGCAGUGCCGGUUUUUUCGGUCGGCGGGCCUGCCGUGGGCCCUGGAACACAGCUCGGCAAGAAGGAGGCGAUCGAUAUCUAGACCAGGCCGUGGAGAUUGUAGACAUCAGCACGGAGAGCAUCAGCGACGUGGACACGGACACGGACAUGGCCACAAGGGUGGUUCACAUGACCGUCGAGUAGAUCGAUCGAGCUCCAGCUCCAGUUCCAGUUCGAGUUCUAGCUCGGACAGCGAGUGCGAACGCCGACGUGGGCGCAAGGGUAGAUCGUGUCGCCGGAGCCGUCAUGGCAAACGCUCCAGCUCCAGCUCCAGCUGCCGUUCGGACAACGAGAAGAAGAGCCACAAGAAGAAGAAAGGUGGCCGCAAGCAGUGUCGUGCAGAAGGAAUUCGAUUUAGCACUUCUUCUAGCUCAAGCUCCAGCUCGAGUUCCAGCUCCGAUGGCGAGAAAAAGAAGAGGAAGAACAAGCGUGAAGGGCGUCAUGGACACCCCCAUCACGGACCACAUCAUGGACAUCCCCAUCACGGUCCACAUCACGGACCACAUCAUGGACCACAUCACGGAAGUCACCAUCACGGACCGCACCACGGGCUUGGGCCCGAUUUCGCCUGGCAUUUUCAUGGACGCUAUGGAGGACAUCCAGCUGUCGGCCUUGUAGGAGCACCUGCCUUCGGUCACCCUCCGUCUCCCAGCUAUGGUCCACCGCCUGACUGCCGUGGCCGUAGACGUCACUCCCGUUCCCGUUCCCGUUCCCGUUCUCGUUCUCGCUGUCACAAAAAGAAGGAACAGAAGGGUUCUCGCUCGCACUCCCGCUCCCGCUGCAACUCGCGCUCAGGCGGGAAAAAGCACGGCAAGGACAUGAAAAAUAAACAUCAUGGACAUGGAAAAGGACCGGGUUCCCGUCGUGGAUCCGUUUCUCAUCAUCCAUGCGGACCGCAUCGCGGAUCCGUUCCGCAUCUUGGACAUGGUGGUCCCCAUCGGGGAUCCGUUGCCAAUCCUGGGCAGGUUCCGCAUAGUGGAUCUGUUCCUAAUCCUGGACACGGGCCGCAUCGUGGAUCCGUUCCUCAUUUCGGACACGGUCUACAUCAUAGACACUCCAUUCAUCGUGGAUCUGUUCCCCUUCAUGGUCCGGAGAGCCCCUGGGGCUGGGGGGUCUAAGCGACUGGUUGCUGGUCCCACAAAAAUAUCAAUUUAUCUUUAACAUAACCUUUCACCAACCUCAAGCAUAAUCUUCGAUGUUGUACCUACCUGUAUACCAAAAAAAAGCAUUAUAAAAAUUAUUAAACUAUUAAAAAAAAUAAAUAAAAAGUA